This is a messenger RNA of Oryza sativa Japonica Group (Japanese rice), 979 nucleotides long. NCBI's taxonomy places the organism in Eukaryota, Viridiplantae, Streptophyta, Magnoliopsida, Poales, Poaceae. The record is from RefSeq and is a predicted model, not a curated record.
CAUUAAUCAAGUCAAGUCAAGCUUUCAUGUAGUCCACAACCAAAGCACACCUAGCUCUUGCAGUUCUUUGUUCUUCAGCACCCUGACUGCCUAGAGCCCUAGACACAAUGAUUCGGAUGUUGUCCAUGCUGUGUAGUUUACUCAUCUUUACCUUCUUCAGCACCGCAAUACUUGCAGCAGCACAAUCAAACAAGUCCGAGAGUGAUCGGAAAGCCCUCCUUUGCUUCAAGUCCGGCAUCUUGUUGGACCUGGAUGGUGUCCUAAGUUCAUGGAUGGACGACUCACUCAAUUUCUGCAGUUGGAGAGGGGUCACUUGCAGCUCAUCAUAUCCAUCCCGUGUGGUACAUCUAGAACUCAGUUCUUCACAUCUCACUGGGAGGAUAUCUGGUUGCAUAGGCAACCUGACUUCUCUAUCUCAGAUAAAUCUUACGGAUAAUCAUCUGUCUGGGGCCAUCCCUGAUGAACUGGGCAAACUUCCUGUCCUCCGCACUCUGUUGCUUGCUGCAAACAACCUUGAAGGUGACAUCCCUGAUUCACUUGGUACUAGUUUGUCUCUCAGCUAUGUCAAUCUUGCAAACAAUACUCUUACUGGUGUUAUCCCUGAUUCUUUAGCAAGUAGCCCCUCUCUCAACAUGCUGAUCCUGUCACGUAACAACCUGUCUGGACAAAUUCCAGCCAAACUUUUUUCUAACUCAUCCAAACUUACAAUAGCUUGGUUGGUUUUGUCCCAUUAUCUCUUUACAACAUGUCAUCACUCACAUACUUUAGCCUGGGUAACAAUCGCCUUGUUGGGCAGAUACCAUCUGACAUUGGUAACUCUUUACCAAAGCUCCAGAUUCUGAAAUUCCAAAACAGCAAGUUUGAGGGUCAAAUCCCUACAUCAUUAUCCAAUGCAACGAAUCUCAUACAGCUUGAUCUCUCAAACAACUUGAUGCAUGGCUCUAUCCCAUCUCUUGGAUUGUUGGCCAAUUUGAAUCAA